Molecule: messenger RNA, 4025 nt
Organism: Poecilia reticulata (guppy)
Lineage: Eukaryota; Metazoa; Chordata; Actinopteri; Cyprinodontiformes; Poeciliidae
Gene: grin3bb
Product: glutamate receptor, ionotropic, N-methyl-D-aspartate 3Bb
Biological process (GO): monoatomic ion transport
Cellular component (GO): membrane
Molecular function (GO): ligand-gated monoatomic ion channel activity; signaling receptor activity
Source: RefSeq, a predicted model, not a curated record
AGCGGCAGAGCGAUGCUGACGGCGCGGCAGGAUGUCUCUCACCUCUACGUUGUCCUGGUUCCGGACUUUCCGAACUCUCCGAACCUUCCUGGUCGUGCAGCUUCUCUUGGGUCCGGGGUGCCACCUCCACCCGCAGCCCUGCCACCUCCUGGCGCAGAUCGGACACGCAGUGCGCGUCGGUGCGCUCCUGCCGGCGCAACGGGAGGCUCGUCUCCAGGUCCAGGCGGCGCUGAGCCGCACGGCGGCCGCUCUGACCCAGGACCGGAACUGGGACCAGGAUCCGGACCCCGAGCGGGUGAACUUCCUGCCCUACAACCUGAGCGUGGAGCUGGUGUCCCGGCAGCUGGCCGCCGCGGACCCGGAGUCCCUCAUCCGGUGCGCGUGCCAGCGCGUGCUGGAGCGCGGAGUUUCCGCCGCGCUCGCCUUCCCGCAGAGCCGCGAGGAGCUGCUGCAGGUGGAUCUGCUGGCCGCCGCGCUGCGCGUGCCCGUCAUCAGCCUCAUCGAGCACGCGGAGCCGUUGCGCACACAGAACCGAUUCCACCUGCAGAUGGUGACAGGGGUUCCAGAAUCUGUUCUGUCUGAUCUGUUGCUGGCGGUUCUGCGGCGGUCCGGUUGGAGGGAGGGGACGGUGGUUCUGUGCCGAGGCUGGGAGGAGGCGGGUGGCCUCCUGCGGUUCCUGGACUCGCAGACCUCUGGUCCUUGGGACGGAUCGGGCGCAGUCACCUGGCACCUGCAGGAGCUGCUGAACCUGACCCAGUCGGCCCAUGACGACACUCAGAUCCACGACUUCCUGUCCCGACAUUUCAGACGGAACCAGCCCCCGCCUGCGGCGGUGCUGCUGUUCGGAGCGGACCCUGAGUGCGCGGCGGCGGUGCUGCGCAGCGCCCAGGACCUCGGGCUGACUCUACCCCGGGUCCACUGGGUUCUGGGCCAGCCACUCAGUCCCGACGUGCUGCACACCUUUGGCCUGCCGCUCGGCCUGCUGGCCUACGGAGAGGUGGACCGGAAGCCGCUCGACUUCUACAUCAGAGACGCCCUGCAGCUGAUCACCAGAGCUGUCGCCGCGGCGACCGUGGUGAGACCAGACCUGGCUCUGGUCCAGAACACGGUGAGCUGCUACGACACAGCAGAGGCACCAACAGCAGGGCGGUACCUGUCCAGGUUCCUGGCCAACACCUCCUUCUCUGGACUAACGGGUCCAGUUGGCGUUGACCAGAACCGCUCUCUGGUUCUGACUUCGCAGCGGUUCCACAUCUGGAGCCUGUGGCGGGAUGCGCUGGGCCAGCCGGCCUGGGUGACGGUGGGCAGCUGGGAGGACGGCCAGCUACAGGUGGAGGACCAGGAGGUCUGGCGGGGGCCCAAACCCCGGCGUCGGGCUGAGGGGUCGAGCGGAAGGAGUGGGGGCCGCUGGAGGCCCGGGACGCCCGUGGAGGGGAUGCGGGUCCGGGUGGUGACCCUGGUGGAGCAUCCCUUUGUGUUCACGCGGGACGUGGACGAUGAUAGCAGCUGCCCCGCCGGCCAGUUCUGCCUGGACGCCAGCACCAACAGCUCAGAGACUCUGGAGCGCUACUUCCUGGAGGUGGCAGCUGGGAACGGCAGCUCGCUGCCUCUGGAGUACAGGAAGUGUUGCUAUGGUUACUGCAUCGACCUGCUGGAGAAGCUGGCUGAGGACCUGGACUUCCACUUUGACCUCUACAUCGUCGGAGACGGAAAGUACGGAGCGUGGAAGGGCGGUCGUUGGACGGGGCUGGUGGGCGACCUGCUGAGCGGCCUGGCAGACAUGGCCGUCACUUCCUUCAGCAUCAACUCCGCCCGCAGCCGUGUCAUCGAUUUCACCUCGCCCUUCUUCUCCACAAGCCUGGGCAUCCUGGUGCGGAGCAAGGACACGGCGGCCCCCAUCGGAGCCUUCAUGUGGCCCCUGCACUGGUCCAUGUGGGUGGGCAUCUUCCUGGCGCUCCACAUCACAGCGCUCUUCCUCACCCUGUACGAGUGGAAGAGUCCGUUUGGGAUGACGCCUCAUGGUCGCAACAGGGUCAGAGUGUUCUCCUACUCCUCGGCUCUGAAUCUGUGCUACGCCAUCCUGUUUGGGCGAACAGUGUCGUCCAAGACGCCAAAGUGCUGGACCGGCCGCUUCCUGAUGAACCUGUGGGCCAUCUUCUGCCUACUGGUGCUGUCCAGCUACACCGCCAACCUGGCAGCCGUCAUGGUGGGGGAGAAGACCUUUGAGGAGGUCUCUGGGAUCCACGAUGCCAAGCUGCACCAUCCAUCGAAGGGCUUCCGCUUUGGGACGGUGAGAGAGAGCAGCGCUGAAGACUACAUGAAGAAGAGCUUCCCAGAAAUGCACGAGUACAUGCGGCGCUUCAACGAACCGACAACGCCUGAAGGAGUCGCAACCCUAAAGACAGAUCCUCCUCAGCUCGAUGCCUUCAUCAUGGACAAGGCCCUGCUGGACUAUGAAGUUUCCAUUGAUGCCGACUGUAAACUGGCAACGGUUGGGAAACCCUUCGCCAUCGAAGGUUACGGCAUCGGACUCCCCCAGAACUCUCCGCUGAGCUCCAACCUGUCCGAGUUCAUCAGCAGGUACAAAUCCGACGGCUACAUGGACCUGCUGCACGACAAGUGGUACAAGGUGGUUCCCUGUGGGAACCGAGUGUUCGCCGUGACCGAGACUCUGCAGAUGGGCAUCAGUCAUUUCUCUGGACUCUUCGUGUUGCUGUGCGUUGGAGUGGGCGGAGCUCUGCUGACCCUCGCAGGUGAACACGGGUUUUACCGACUCGUCCUGCCGCACAUCCGCCGCCGGCAGAACCUGAAGUACUGGCUGCACACGUCACAGAAGAUCCACCGAGCUCUGAAUCUGACGUACGACGAUGUGAAGAGGCAGCGAGCCGAGAGGGAGAAAAGCUGUAACCUGGAGAAGACCCAGGCAGACCAGGGGCCCCCGAGGCCCUCAGUACCUGCUGCCGCUGCCAGGUGGAACAACGAGUCCAGGAAGGAAACUCCAGCUGCUGCAGAUGCUCCAGACUUCAAGCGAGUUCACUUCAGUCUGGAGACCCUGAACACGCGGCGCCUGCUGGCGCGCCUGGCGGUCACGGAGGCGAAAGGGGGCGGGGUUAGGGCUGACGGGGCGGAGCCUGUGAAGCCAAGGGCGGGGCCAAGCAGCCGGAAGUGUGAGAAUGGGGGACCGGGAGCUUCACUGGCCAGUCUUGUGCUCUCACUGCCCUCCUCUUCCUCUGCGAGGACCAAUGCCCCGCCCCUUCCGGGUGUGACUCCUCCCAUUUCAGUAAAGACCCAACCCCUUCCUGAAAUACCUCUUCCUGAUGCAGCCCCGCCCGUCCCCGAUACGGCACCGCCCCUUCCGGCUGAACUGGCGGCGCUGCAGCAGCAGAUCGAUCAGAUGCGGGAGAACCUGAGGGCCGCGUUGGCUCGCCGGGCGGAGAUCCAGACCUCACUAGCCAAGCCUGUUUCUACGGCAACCACCAGCCCCCCUCCAGUUUCGGUGGCUUCUACAGUGAUCCCGUCCCCCACCUUACCUGCCAUCACCAUGGCAACAAGCCUUUCUCCAAACAGGAAGAGCGUGACGACCAUGACAGCCCCCCCUCACAGGGUGCUGUCCAAAGUCCCGCCCCUCCGCAGCAGGCUGUCCAAUCAGCGGAGGUGAUGCCUUCACGUAACUUCCUGUGAACAGAUGUCUGGACUGAGAAACGAUAGAUUUUAUUUUUACAACCAGAUCAAAUGUGAACGCGGCGUCCAUCCCGUCGUUGCUCAGUGCUGCCCUCUGGUGGUCCACCGCAGCUGCUCACAUUCCCGAAUUUAGGACUUUAUGAAUAUUUUCACUUUGUUCAGACCUGAAGCUGCUGCUGUAGGAACCUUUGUGUAAAUGGGAAUCAGGCAGGAUGAACUGGAGGAGUCGAGGCAUCGGCCCUGAAGAACUCCGCAUUGAAAUUCUUUUUAGAUUUGGUUUGUAAAUGUUUAAAUAUGCAAACAUUUGUUACUGCAGGUCAGAUUUUUAUUGUUCUAUCUUUUAG